UGGGAAAGGUUGGUGGAGGUGGACGCUGUGGGCCAGGGGCCCGGCUCCUCCAGCAUGCCGGGUCAAUUGUGAGCUGUUCUGGGCAUUUCAGGAGCGGCAGAGCCAGAUCUCCAGUAUGUCUGUGUUGUGGCUGCUUCUGGGCCUCCUGGCCCUGGCUGACUCAUCUGAAAGCAGCAACUGGGGAUGCUACGGGAACAUCCAAACCCUGGACACCCCAGGAGCAUCCUGCGGGAUUGGAAGACGCCACGGCCUGACCUACUGUGGAGUCCGUGCUUCUGAAAGACUGGCUGAAAUAGACCUGCCUUACCUGCUGCGAUACCAGCCCAUCGUGCGGACGGUCGGCCGGAAGUACUGCGUGGAUCCUGCAGUGAUCGCUGGGGUUCUGUCCAGGGAGUCUCUCCGGGGCAGUAUUCCGAUCAACGUGGGUGUUCCGAUCAACAUGGCGCAGGACACAAACGCUUUUGCUCCCACAUCCUGGAUCAGCGAGUCCCAGGUUUCCCAGAUGACCAAGGUUCUGACUAGUCGAAUCAAAGAAAUCCAGAGGACAUUUCCAACCUGGACCCCCACCCAGUACCUGAGAGGAGGACUCUGUGCCUAUGGCGGGGGCGCUGGCUUUGUCAGAAGCAACGAGGACUUGAGCUGUGACUUCUGCAAUGAUGUUCUUGCGCGUGCCAAAUACUUCAAGAGACACGGCUUCUAGUACCUUGGGUGAAACCCAAGUUCAUUAUCACGCAGAGGCCGCAACUGUUACACGGAAAAUCUAGCCAAUUGGGCCUGCCAUUGAAAUCUCAGGUUGACCAGACAAGGUCAUCCGCAUAACUAUGAAUCACAUUAAAGGA
This is a messenger RNA of Chinchilla lanigera (long-tailed chinchilla), 839 nucleotides long. RefSeq names its product lysozyme G-like 1 (gene Lyg1). Gene Ontology annotation, cellular component: extracellular region. Gene Ontology annotation, molecular function: lysozyme activity. NCBI's taxonomy places the organism in Eukaryota, Metazoa, Chordata, Mammalia, Rodentia, Chinchillidae. The record is from RefSeq and is a predicted model, not a curated record. The transcript has 6 exons. Bases 116 to 700 code for a protein of 194 amino acids. Gene Ontology annotation, biological process: peptidoglycan catabolic process; defense response to Gram-positive bacterium.